Papaver somniferum (opium poppy) is the source of this 816-nucleotide messenger RNA. RefSeq lists its product as uncharacterized. Lineage: Eukaryota; Viridiplantae; Streptophyta; Magnoliopsida; Ranunculales; Papaveraceae. Bases 1 to 816 code for a protein of 271 amino acids. The record is from RefSeq and is a predicted model, not a curated record. The transcript has 2 exons.
AUGGAUGUGAUCAGAGAAUUUGAAGAGCACAAGAAGAUAGAUUGGAGUACAAACUGUUCUUUCAUCAGCUUAAUUCCAAAGAAAGAUCAGGUAGGAACUCCUCAAGACUUUAGAUCAAUUAGUUUGGUCAAUAACAUCUACAAAGUAAUUUUAAAAGUUUUAACUCGGAGAUUCAAGUAUGUAUUACCUAAAAUGAUUUAUGAGAAUCGAGGAGCAUUCAUAUCAGAUAAGCAAAUUUUGGAUAUUAUCCUAAUUGCAUGGGAGUUGGUUGAUAGAAGAUUUAAAAGCACAACACCUGGAAUUUUGUGUAAGCUUGACAUUAAAAAAGCUUUUGAUAAUGUUAGAUGGCACAUAGUUAAGAAUGUGCUUCAAAAUUCUGGAUUUGGAGCUAAAUGGGUUAGCUGGAUUGAGUGGUGUAUAACAUAUGCACAACACUCUUUGCUGAUAAAUGGAGUCUCUACUUCAAAGUUUAAGCCUCAAAAAGGAUUAAGACACGGAUAUCCUCUCUCUCAUUUAUUAUUCAUCCUAGUUGCUGAAAUUUUCUCAAAGCUAAUGAAGAAUGCAGUUCAAUUGAAUAUGAUCUCAGGGUUUUCAGUUAGCUCAAUUCAAGUCUCUCAUCUUCAAUAUGCUGAUGGGCUGAGGGUAAACUUUAACAAAAGCUCUGUCAUAAGCAUAGGAGCUGACCACAAAAUAGGAGAUAUUUUAAGAAUCCUGAAAUGUAAAAUUGAGAAACUGCCAUUAAAUAUUUGGGUUUGGCUGUUGGAGCAAAUGCAAGAUAUGCUGAUAGAGAAGUUCCCGAAAAAGCUUGCUCCAUAG